Messenger RNA from Lachancea dasiensis, 1224 nucleotides. Lineage: Eukaryota; Fungi; Ascomycota; Saccharomycetes; Saccharomycetales; Saccharomycetaceae. The record is from the annotation of a GenBank genome assembly.
AUGUUUUCAAUUAGCCAAUCCCCAUGCGUAUACCAGCAUCAGCCAAUGCUCGAUGCAUUCACUCCGUUCGCAAUUGCACCUGAAAGCAAAAAGAGAAAGGUCUGCCAUCAACCGGCUCUGUUUUCUCAACGUCAAACCUCUAGAGCACCGGUCAAGAUCGGAAUAAGCGAGGACGACAGUCAGCAUGUCGUGACUAUCUACAAACAAGUAAGUGCGGAUUUGGUGCAUAAAGCUGUUUACAGCCAUUUGCAAAAACUGAAGGAUAAUCGUCCUGCAAGUUACAGGGUCGUGAGAGACUUUUUUGGCAAUGAGUAUUAUAUUGAGGAGCGUUGGGACGAGGACAGUUUCAUCAGAGAGGCGAUGGCUUCUCUAGAUUUAGCUCCAAUCCAACGCCAAGUUGCCAAACAAAGCUUCAGAGACUACGAAAUCACUUUAAAUCACAGGGGUGACGAACUCGUGUUGAUGAGCCGGGCGGAUGGUUUUCAUAAGGAAGUCGCCCUAGGCGUGGAAUUUGAAGACAUAUCCGUCAAUGGAUUUGAGAUGGUGAGCGAAAGUGUUGCUGCAUUAAGAAUUGGAAUAAAGAAGGCCGAGCCUAAACCUUCGCAAUGGCAAUUCGUCAAGAUACUAAACGCCGGCGUUGAGAGAGAAGCUGUAAGAGAAGCUGAAAGAGAAGCUGUAAGAGAAGCUGAAAGAGAAGCUGCAAGAGAAGCUGCAAGAGAAGCUGCAAGAGAAGCUGCAAGAGAAGCUGCAAGAGAAGCUGCAAGAGAAGCUGCAAGAGAAGCUGAAAGAGAAGCUGCAAGGUACGCAUCAUUGAAGCGCUUGGAAGACCAGGAAAGAAGAGAACGCGCUGAGAUAGCCAAGGCGCAGGCAGACCAAAUUGCCAGGCGUGACGCUGAUAAAGCAGCCAAGAAGGCCAGAAAGCAGGCCAUCGCCGAGAAGAAGGCCUUUCUAAUAGCACAGAAAAGAUUGAGUCGCGAAGCUGCCGAAGAGGAGGCUGCACGCGCCGCAGCAACUUCUAGAACUCAAACUCCAUCCCCCGUGGUGAUAAAUAUUAAUAUUUCCGAAGCUGCCAAGACUGAGUCUCCCGCCGCUGCCACACCGCCAUCUACUCGCGGCCGGUCGCACUCUCCAGUAUUAGAAGAUGUGGAUGAUGAAGAGAUUCAUCGCUACCGCAGAUCUUUGGACCUCUCGCCUAGAGGGUCUUCGGUCGUGGAUAACUUUUAA